UUCACCACUAUAUAUAUUCACAUCACUUUUAAACAUAGUGUCCUAGCCUUCCAAUUCUAACAAAAACAUGUCAAUGAGCUACGAAGUUAGGAUAAAUGGUGGAGUACUGGUGACAACCACUGUUAUUAACACCGUCGCUGAGCUUGAUGCACACCUUACGAACUUUAUCUCUGUCAUUCACCAAAACGCUGACAUCUCUGAAUGUGUUGUAGGAUUGGACAUAGAAAAAGACUUUAGACCACAUUACAGCUUUGCUAGACCACAUCACAACUUUGUUGCUGAAAAAGUUGCUAUACUGAAGCUGUGUUACGGCACCAGUUGCCUGAUCAUCCAACUAUUACAUCUAAAUGAGGCACCUUAUUCUUUGUCCAACUUCCUGCAACUCAAUUGGAUAUCCUUCGUCGGUGUUGGGAUUAAGCACUGCGUCGAAGCGUUGGACAGAGAUUAUGGUAUCAAGUGUAGGAACGCCAUCGAUUUAGGCGAGUUGGUAAGUACUAAUAUAGUAGCAGGAAGGUAUAGAGUGUAUGGCUUGCUGGAUAUACUGAAAAUGUUCCAGUGCAGAAAUUUAGAAUUGAAGAAGACGUUUCUUAGUCAUUGUAAAGCUGUAGCUCAGAGCAACUGGGGUGUUACUACAUUAUCUGUAGAACAGAUAGAAGCUGCCACUUUUGAAGCUUUUCUUUGCUUUGAAGUAGGCAACCACAUACUAGAAUCAAGGAGUCGCCCUGGUCAUUGGAUUAGGAUUUAACCAGAUAUUGGAUUUUAUGACGCAAGGAAUGAAUGCA
Molecule: messenger RNA, 782 nt
Organism: Beta vulgaris subsp. vulgaris (sugar beet)
Lineage: Eukaryota; Viridiplantae; Streptophyta; Magnoliopsida; Caryophyllales; Amaranthaceae
Product: 3'-5' exonuclease
Exons: 1
Coding region: 68-745 (225 amino acids)
Cellular component (GO): cytoplasm; nucleus
Molecular function (GO): 3'-5' exonuclease activity; nucleic acid binding
Source: RefSeq, a predicted model, not a curated record